This is a messenger RNA of Myripristis murdjan (pinecone soldierfish), 6263 nucleotides long. RefSeq names its product ENAH actin regulator (gene enah). Gene Ontology annotation, molecular function: SH3 domain binding; profilin binding. The record is from RefSeq and is a predicted model, not a curated record. The transcript is spliced from 14 exons. The coding region runs from base 13 to 2406 and encodes 797 amino acids. Gene Ontology annotation, biological process: actin polymerization-dependent cell motility; actin polymerization or depolymerization; axon guidance. Lineage: Eukaryota; Metazoa; Chordata; Actinopteri; Holocentriformes; Holocentridae.
CUGGCCUCCAAAAUGGAAGUCCACCGUGAACAGAGUAUCUGCCAGGCGCGAGCCGCUGUCAUGGUGUAUGACGAUGCCAAUAAGAAGUGGGUCCCAGCCGGCGGCUCCACGGGCUUCAGCCGAGUCCACAUCUACCACCACACCGGCAACAAUGCCUUCCGCGUGGUGGGACGCAAGAUCCAAGACCAUCAGGUGGUGAUAAACUGUGCCAUUCCCAAGGGGCUGAAGUAUAACCAGGCCACGCAGACCUUCCACCAGUGGCGUGACGCUCGGCAGGUCUACGGCCUCAACUUUGGGAGCAAGGAGGACGCCAACGUAUUCGCCAGUGCCAUGAUGCACGCCCUGGAGGUGCUCAACUCCCAGGACACAGGCCCCACACUGCCCAGACAGGGCACCCAAGUGCAGAAUGGCCCCACACCAGAGGAGCUGGACCUGCAGAGAAGGCAGCUUCAGGAGCUGCAGAGGCAGAAGGAGAUGGAGCGGGAGCGCCUUGAGAGGGAGCGUCAGGAGCGUGAGCGCCUGGAGAGGGAGCGUCAGGAACGUGAGCGCCUGGAGCGAGAGAUGCUGGAGCGUGAGCGGGAGCGUCAGGAGCGCGAGCAUCAGGAGAGGGAGGCGCAGGCGGAGAGGGAGCGCAUUGAACGGGAGCAGCAGGAGCGCGCCGAGCAAGAGCUGAUGGAAAGGGAGAAGGCGGAGAGAGAGCGUCUAGAGAGGGAGCAGCAGGAGCAGUUGGACAGAGAGCAGCAGGACUGGGAGAGAGGGAGACGCAUCUCCAAUGCCGCGUUCGAAAGCACCCUGUGCACUCCCACGCCGCCGGACUACAGCAAGACUUCCACUUCACCCCUGUCUCCAUCAACCCCCAAUUACCCGAUUCCCGGGACACCCUCACCCUCCGCAACUACGCCCCCCACCCCACCACUAAGGCACUCGGCCUCCCGAUUCGCCACCUCGCUCGGCUCCGCCUUCCACCCAGUCCUGCCUCAUUACGCCACUGUCCCAAGGAGACAGCAGGCCCCUCCUCAAACCCCGCCUCCUGCUCCAGCCCCUGCUCCAGCCCCUGCCCCGCCACCCAAAGCCGUGGUGUGGUCCACCUGCAACUUCACUCCUUUGCCCCCCUCGCCACCCGUCAUGAUAAGCAGCCCCCCUGGGAAGGCCACAGGCCCACGGCCGCUCAUCCCCAUCCCGGCGCCUUCCCCACUGACCCAGAAACCACCUUCGCCAUCCCCCAACGGCCCGCCCAUGUUCCCUGCGCCUUCCCCAAUCACCAUCCAGCACAGCCACACCCCCGUUGGCAUCACCUGCCCCACCCCGCCUCCGCCGCCUCCCCCGCCCCCGCUGCCUUCCCCCGUAGCUCCCCUUCCGUCCUCCUCCUCCGUCUCGUCUCUCCCCUCCUCAUCCCAGGCUCCUGGUGUGCCCUUUCCCUCCACAGCGCCCCCUGCUGCCGCUGCUGUCACCGCUGCCGCCACCACCUCUGCCUCCGCUGAACACCUAUCUCUCCCUGUGGGCCUGGGCCUGCCGGGGCUGGGAGAGCAGGAGACAAUCGCAGGCCCAGAGCCCCACACACCUCAGGGGGGCUUCUCUUCUCGGCCUCAGCCCCAGGGGUUGACCGCCCCCACCCCUCCCCCGCCUCCCCCGCUGCCACCCGGCUCCACUGUGACCUCCGCGGGCAACACCCCCGCCGCCACCCCCACCACCCCGGCCGGCCACCCUCCCCCACCUCCUCCACCACCUUUGCCCCCCACGCUGGCCCCCGGCGGGACCCCCCCUCCGCCCCCUGGCCCCCCUCCCCCACCUGGAGCCCCUCCCCCACCCCCUGCCCCUCCCCUCCCUGCCGGCCUGUUCUCUCCUGCGGAGGACCGUCCGCUGUCGGGCCUAGCCGCCGCCCUCGCCGGAGCCAAGCUGCGUAAAGUGCCAAGGAGUGACGAUGCAGGGGCAGCUCUAGCAGCAGCUGUGGCGGGGGCCGUAGGGGCCCCAGGGGCCAAAUCUGAGACUCGUGGCAAUGGCCCUCUUCCUGGGGGAGGAGGGCUCAUGGAGGAGAUGAGCGCACUACUGGCCAGAAGGAGAAGAAUUGCAGAGAAGGGCUCGUCACCUGAACCUGAGCAGAGAUCAGAGGAGGGCGAGAUAAACACGACUCCUAAAAUGUCAGCCUGUAGCACACCAGACAUGCCCAGAAAGCCAUGGGAAAGGACUAACACGAUGAACGGUAGCAAAUCCCCAGUUAUCGGAAGACCUAAAUCCACUCCUACACCCACCUCGUCCCUAAGUGCCAACGGUGUGCCAACAGAAACAGUCGACUAUGACAGACUGAAACAGGACAUUCUGGAUGAGAUGAGAAAGGAGCUGUCGAAGCUAAAAGAAGAGCUCAUUGAUGCAAUUAGGGAGGAGCUGGGCAAGUCCAACACGGCGUAGAAGGAUCCCAACUCCAUGUUCAUAUCUGCAUCCACGUGACCCGACAGACACCGGCGGUCAUCUUUUAGACAUGACAACACAACAGCUGAAAACAAAACAAACAAACAAACAAAAAAAACAACAAAGAGGUGGUGAUGGCGACGAUGACAAUAAUCAUAUUAAUACUGAGAGAGGACAUGAUUUGGGGCAGAGCAACAUCAGACAGUACAACAAACAAGAGGGAGGCAAUGGGAGGCUUGUAGCUUGGAUAGCUGUGACUCACGGUAUCCGUUUGGUGAAGCCCGGUAUCUGUGCCGCCCUUCACACGGAGGGCAUUGCAUCCUGGAGGGCAGCGCACGGUCUGAAAGAGAUGCGAAAGUCUUUAUGCAAAGAUGAUUUCUCUCUCUCUUUGUCCUAUAGUAACAAGAAACCAUAAAGAAACAACACAAAAAAAACAAUAUUGAACUCUACAAUGAUACUGUAUUAACCGUCGGCGCAUAAGAGAACAGUGAAAACUUCACGCUAAGAAUCCGAACUCUGAGCACAUUACUUGUGAUUUACUCUCAGAAAGCACGUUUUAUUACAGUGAGUGUGGAGUUGGGAGACAGCAAGAGGGUGGGGACGGAAAAUAAACCUUUUUUUUCCCAUAAUGCCAUAGGAGUAGCGUGCGUGUGCGUGUGGGUGUGUGUCAGUAUGUAUGGGGGAACUGACAUUCUCUGGUGAAGAAGUCCACCACUGCAGGACACUGUAAAGCUUGUCUUCCUCAAAUACUAUUUUAACCUGAAUAUGUACAAAAGAGAGAAAAAAAAAUGCUAUUUAGAAAAAAAAAGGUAUCUAUCAAUCAUGUCUGUUUCCGUGUAGAUUUAUGGCCAUAUCAAGUAGCUCAAUAAUCCAAUCUUUAAAAUAGGAUGCUCUCUUGUCUGUCUCUUCGUCUGUGAAAACAUAUUCGUAACUGUAACCCCCUCCUGGAACGAGCGCUCUGUUGAGCUGCUUUUCUCUUGUUUCUUGUUUCAUGCUGUUGCGUGGCAGGCGGAUGAGACACGGAGAGUAACUGCCUGUCACAAGGCAGCCUUUGUAGCGCUCUACCAAACCUCUUCUGUCGACAACAAGUGCUGAUCUGCUAAUAUCUACAGAAUCAUGCUAGUUGACAAUGGCCAGACGUGUAGAUAGAACUGAGUUUUACUUCUCUGUGCCGUCUUUUUGAUUGGAAAUCUUUUCCUCCCCCUCCUUCUCUCUAGGUCUCUGUCACGUUUGUCAUAUUUUUGGUACGUUUUGUGCAUGUAAAGUUGUUUUCUUUACACGGUGAAGGGUCACAAGUCUGCCACGAAAUUGAAUUAACUGUCACAAGUUUUAUUACAAGCAAUAAGUGUAGCAUCUAGUUUGAGCCCCCUGCCCUGGUCCCAGCCCCACCAAACAUUUUUCAGUGUCUUUGUUUUUCCUUUUCCUUUUUGGCCCUUUUGAGCCCCUCUUUGGACAGUGUGACAUCAUACCACCUCAAGUCAACUUUAUCGCAGAUUUUCUGUGAAACUGAAGGCUGAACAUAAAAAAAAAAAAAACACUUGUUUUCCAGAGCCACACUGUAAGACUUACUGUCAUGGAAUUGCACCAUUUCUAAUUCAUGAUAACUCUUUCUCUUUUUUUUUUGUUUUUUUUUUGUUUUUUUAAUGAAAUCCAAGCAUACUGUAUCUUUAGCCACAUUAGAGCUGAACAUUUUUUCCUUGAUUCUGGACUUUUUUUUUAUUAUUAUUAUUUAAAAGGUAAAACUGUUGAAAGGGACACAAGGGUCAGCCCAAAUACGAGAUGGUGUCCAUGUGGACGUGAAUGUGCCAUUUACUCUUUCACCAGUGCUUACUGAUGACAUGUUUGUUUCAUCUUUUCUUUGCCUUUCUCUCCUGUCACCGUCAAAUCCUUAAGAUGGCAUACUGUAUUUUUCCCUGAGAACAGUGUUUUCACACAUCCGGGAACUGUCACUUUAGUAUGAAAAUACUGUCAUUUCAACAUCUGGUUUCUUUCGGUUCGGUGCUGAGUUUGCUUCACCAGACGUUUGAAGUACAAUCAACUUGAGAAGGAUGUGCCGGGAGCUCAGAGACCAAUGAUCAAGAAACUAUUGCUUCCAAGGUCCAUGUCUUCACUUGUCCACAAAGUAACAGCGAGAUGAGCUCAUUGGGAGGAAAAGCUUCACUAUUACAGUCCAGCCCCGUGAUUGUGAUGGUUACAGCUGCCAACUGUGUUAGGCCCCUGUAUUAGCUCUGCAGUGAUGCAUUCAGUGUCCACGGCAUGAUUCUUGAGAUAACAUGAUUUCCACAAUUCAUAAUAUCAACCAUUUUAUUGAUGUGCAGCCUGGGAGGCAAUAGUUACUUGACUGAACUUUACAAAACUGUGUGCAAGCCAUUACAGCAGUCCAUUUGGCACCCUAGAGCAAAAGCACAUGGAUAAUAGAUAAACAAUGUUUGUACCUAAAUUAUGGUUGGGGGAAGUAGGGAAUCCCAGCAAAGGGUUUGUGGCUGUUUUGUAAAGGCAUUAGCACCCCUGGCUAAGCUGUCACAGGGACACCAGCUAGGUCACCUCGUCAUGGAUCUCACACAGACAUGACUUUGCUACAAAAGAUGAGAAAUCAGACUGGGAAAAAUUAUCUGCUUCCCAAGAAUUAAAAAUAACACCCUUCACAUUUACAUCCAAGCCUGACAUGGCCCGGCUGUCUGAAUUUCUCAACUAUUGCUUGGGUUUGGCUCAGGUUUGUGUUGAAUGAAAUGUAGUUGGAAAAAUACUGUGUAAAAUUAAGGGUUCAAGUCCGACUUUCGGAUCACAAGACGCUCCUUUGGAUUGAGUGUGGACAGGAUUUUUUGGCAUCUGGUGUAGGUCAGAGUCAAAUUUUCAGGUCUGAUUCACACUCCAGAUUCCCUGUUGAAAACAUUAUUUCAUCCACUCAUCCACCUCUGAUACGGAAACACCUAAGAGGCUCCCUGCAUUGACAAGUGUUUACACAGCAUCGAUUGCACUUUAAGACAAAAACCCAUAGAGCAAUCCAACAGUUGACAACAGUUGCGCAGAGCCUCUGUCGCCAAUAGUGUGGCUAUCUCACCAAAGGAUUCAACUCGGCAGUCUCCUGCUAAACAUAAUCACUCUCAACAAAGUCGCCUUUCUUAUUUUUUUAUCAUUUUGUCUAAUAAAGAGAGAUUUCUGUCUAUAUAUUCAGUCCUUUGGACAUGAUGGCAAGUGAAAUGUUAUGAUCAAGAAGAGUAUAUCAACAUGGUUACUUCUGUUUGUGAAGCUACAUGGUUUGUGCCUUGUUCUAAAGUUGCAUUUAAUAAUACGUCAAAGAUUUAAAGAUGACUAGUAAUAAUAUCUUGGGACUGUCAUUAUUAUCACAUGCAACUGUGUUUUGCUUUUUUUUUUUGUUUUGUUUUGUUUUUCAUCCUGGUCAAGUUGAUUAAAAGGAUAGUUAAUUGACUUUGUUCCCCUCCAAGAAAAUAAAAAUAAAAAUUAAAAAAAAAAAAAAAAAAAAAAAAAAAACACCUCGGCACCAAGAUUGUCUUUGGUUUCCACAUAUAUUUGGUUUUUCUCUGUACAGUGCUGAGUUUGCUUUUGCUUACAGGUCAGAGGUACAAUCAGCUUUCAAUGUGGGGCUCACGAGGGAUCAAAUGAGAUCUUGGCUCCGAGAUGUUUUUUUUUUUUUCUUUUCUUUUCUUUUCUUUUUUCUUUUCUUUUCUUCUUCUUCUUCUUCUUCUUCUUUUUUUUUUUUUUUUUAAUGAAGCCUAGCCCUGUUUUCAAGUCUGGAUAUGGUGUUCUGUUUUCCCUCUUGCCAUGUGUAUGUUACAGAGACUGUUUGUGUUCAGCAGCUUAGGUUUCUUGACAUGCUUGGAAAUCUGAAAAAAAAA